This is a messenger RNA of Olea europaea var. sylvestris, 684 nucleotides long. RefSeq lists its product as uncharacterized. Bases 105 to 443 code for a protein of 112 amino acids. The record is from RefSeq and is a predicted model, not a curated record. NCBI's taxonomy places the organism in Eukaryota, Viridiplantae, Streptophyta, Magnoliopsida, Lamiales, Oleaceae. The transcript has a single exon.
UAAUAAAUAUAUAGCUUCACCUCCUACAAAUUCCUUCAAUAAAUUCAAGCACUGCAACUACAAACCAAUCCCCAAUAUUGACUAAAAUCCAAUCUCUACUCGCCAUGUUUAGGGCUCUGAGUACACGUAAAGGCCGCCAGGGCUACGAACAAUUAACCGAUGAGACGGAGCCCGUUAAAGAUCCUUUGGGGCCUAAACUGAGCAAAUCCAGAACCUUGCCGGCUAAAUUUUUCAAUUCAUCGCCGAAAAACUUGACUCCUGUGGCUGCGGAGCAGGCUAAAAAGGUCAGCAAAAUUCAUCCCUUUUUCAGUAUUUUUGUCGACUCCCGCCGGCGAAGGAAGAAGGCAACUGCAAAGCCGGAAUUCUCAAGGUAUGUGGAGUAUCUGAAGGAGGGAGGUAUGUACGGGAUGAUGAACGUCAAAGCAAGCAGCCAAAAUAAAUGAAGAUUUUAGCUUAAUUUCUACAUUAUUAUGGUCUAAUUUACUUACCGAACAGGCCACAAGUGUAUGUAGAUUGUAGCAUGCUUAGAAAUGAUAAGACUUCGAUAUAUAAAUUAUGCAGAUUGGGAAGAAGGAAGGCUGCCUUCUUCAUAUUUUAUGUGCAGAUUCCUUUGUCACUUCUUUAACGAUGCUUAUUAUUUUGUAUCUCUUGUUUGCAAGAGAAGGAGAUUUGUAUAUUUAUUUA